Messenger RNA from Drosophila santomea, 1751 nucleotides. RefSeq names its product 3-hydroxyisobutyryl-CoA hydrolase, mitochondrial (gene Hibch). The coding region runs from base 138 to 1298 and encodes 386 amino acids. Lineage: Eukaryota; Metazoa; Arthropoda; Insecta; Diptera; Drosophilidae. Gene Ontology annotation, molecular function: 3-hydroxyisobutyryl-CoA hydrolase activity. Gene Ontology annotation, cellular component: mitochondrion. The transcript has 3 exons. Gene Ontology annotation, biological process: L-valine catabolic process. The record is from RefSeq and is a predicted model, not a curated record.
UUACUUCCGGCAUGUGUACGGUCUGGCAGCACCGCGACAAGAACAACCAGCUGUGCGGGUGCUAAAAUUCUAUUGCGCAACGCUGAAAUUCUAAACACUCGCCUCGCCACACACAACUUAACUGACACCCGCUCAAAAUGCAGGGCCCAAUUCAAAGGUUGGUGUACACAUUCGGUCAGCGCACCUGUAGCCAAUUGCCGAUGAUCGGCUCAGCAGCGAUAUCCAACACAAAACCAACAACAAUGGCCCUCUCCGUCCGCCAAUCCUCCUCCUCCGUGCUGGCCACGGAGUCCUCCAACAAGGGAAUGAUUAUUCUGAAUCGUCCCAAGGCGCUUAACGCCAUUAACUUGGAGAUGGUACGUAAGAUCUACAAGCACCUGAAGAAGUGCGAGAAGUCCAAGUCGCUGGUGAUCAUCAAGGGCACAGGUGAAAAGGCCUUCUGUGCCGGUGGAGAUGUGCGUGCUCUGGUCGAGGCGGGACCUACGGAUGAAUCAAAGAGCUUCUUCCGGGAGGAGUACAGCACGAAUGCCCUGAUCGGAAACUAUAAGAUUCCCUAUAUCGCCAUCAUCGACGGUAUUACUAUGGGCGGUGGCGUGGGUCUGAGUGUGCACGGCAAGUACCGUGUGGCCAGCGAUCGGACGCUGUUCGCCAUGCCCGAGACGGCGAUUGGCCUCUUCCCGGAUGUGGGUGGAUCACACUUCCUGCCUCGACUGCAGGGAAAGUUGGGCCUUUACCUGGGUCUCACUGGAUAUCGACUGCGCGGAGGCGAUGUCUUUUACUCGGGCAUUGCCACGCACUAUUGCGAGAGCAGCAAGAUCCCCGAUCUCGAGACGGCGCUGCUUAACUGCCCGGAUGCGGAUGAUGUGCCUGAGCUGCUGCAGAAGUACCAUUCCACGCCAGAAAAGCCCUUCUCGCUGCAGCCUGUCCUGGAGCAGAUUAACAAGAACUUUUCGGCGGAUUCGGUGGAGGGGAUUCUGGAGAAUCUCCAGAAUGACGGCAGUGAAUGGGCCAAGAAAACGCUUGAGACCCUCUCGAAGAUGUCUCCCACCUCGAUGAAGGUUACAUUCCGUCAGCUAGAGCUCGGAUCACAGCUAUCUUUGGCUCAGUGUCUUAUUAUGGAGUAUCGUCUGGCCGUGCGUCACUUGGAGCGCAGUGAUUUCAAGGAAGGUGUUCGCGCUCUGCUCAUCGACAAGGAUCAGAAGCCCCAGUGGCAGCCAACUAAGCUGGCCGAUGUUACAGAGGAGCAUGUGCAGUGGUUCUUCCGCAAGCUGCCGGAUACCGAGGAACUCAAGCUGUAAUGUAGCAACCUAGUUUUGUUUUUGUUUGAGCCUAGCAAACCUGUUUGUCUUCCGUUGAGCCGCUCAUUAUUAUAUACACACAACUAAACAUCUCUGUAUAUAGCUAUGCAAGUUUGAGUUACGUUAUGCAUGGUUCCUUGCCUGCCGUUUUGCAAUAUUCUUUUAUAUAUCUUUACCGUUCUGUGGCCACAGUUUGAUGAGCUCUGUCGGCUAAUUUUCCGCAAUCUCUUCUCUGUUUCAUUCCAACAGCGAAUAACUUCGAGGAAGAGUCCUAUUCGCCGGUAUUUACCAAUAACGAUUGUGAAAUUCAAUGCAUUUAUAUAUAUGAUAUACAUAUAUGCCUAUAUAUAUUAUAUACAAUUCGUAGUCCUAAUACAAUCAAUAAUUGUGCCUAAAGAAUCGUUAGAAUUCGUUUACCAAGAAUAAAAAGAAGUGUAUACUUUUAAUAACUGA